AAAGUUGAGUGAUUUUUUUUUCAGUCGAGUUUUUGCCACCGAACUGAACGGUUUUUCUUCUUCUCGGCCGUCGCUUUUGUGUUUUUCGUUGUGAUUUGUUCUUCGCGUACGCGCGACAUGUAAACAACGCGAAGCGAAACGAAACUCAUACUAAAAACCGAAAUUAGCGUGCUAGAAAUAACGAAUCCUUUCCUACCUCCCCUUUAUCGUUGAUUGACACGAAUACAGGCGCCAAAAUUAAGUCGCGCCAAAUUCUUCUUUAAAAAAAAUAUAAAAAAGCGGGGCAGCACAAGUGCAAAAUCGCACACUCACACGACCACUCGCUUGUGUUGGUGUGUGUAUAUUUUUGGCGUGCGCGGCCAUUUUUUUCCUAAGCACUCGCUAUUUGCAUGUGUGUGUGCGCGUUAAGUGUACUCGAAAUUCGAAAGAGGAGAAACCGUAAAAUAGAGCAAAAGACAACAUUUAUAAUAAUAGAAGUUAUCUCGAUGUUUAAGUACAAAUGCGCGUAAAACGCUGUAUGUCAACAAACCAUCCACGCACAACCCACAAAAGUGAAAACAGAAAGCUAAAAAACAAAAGGUGUACAAAAAGUAGAACAGGAGUUAAAACGACGAUCCCCCGUAAGCUCCUCCUCCAAUAGGUCUCGCAGAACACGUGCUUUUGCUUUUAUGACCAAAAUAUCAACAAAGUCGCACACACAGAAGCAAGGAAAAACAUAAGAGCACAACAACAACAGCAAGCUUUAUUUCCAAUUGCACAAAAAGGGCAAAAAGUUGUGUAAGCCGUACUGCGGGGCCAAGUGUCAAUUUCAUUUUGGCCGCGAACGUUGCACGAUUCAGUCCCGUUGCCCGCUACCCCAUUGAGAGCAAGGCCCCAACCUGGACGCACGGACAAUUACUUAUCGACCGCUGAACCUUGGCGGGCAGCCGCUUAUGGCCGAGCUGCCGACAACGCCGAACGGCGCUGCCAUUGGCGCUGGUGGCGAUUAUCUGCAUCGCUCCAUCGAUCAACUGCGCACCCUCAGUCAUUUGACCCAGGCGGAUCUGCGUACCGCUCAGCUGGUCCAUGAUUAUAAGCCCUUUAACAUCAGCGAGUUUCGUCAGAACGUUGAGCGUUUGGACUACUCCCUGAAAAAUGGUCUUGUGCAGCACCAGCAGAUACUUGUCGAGCAACAACAACAACAGCAGCAGCAUCAACAGUCUCAUCAACAUGAUCCCGACCAACAGCAACAGCAGCAGCAGCAACAACAACAGCAGCAGCAGCAGCAGUUGCAUCAUCAGCCGCAGCUAAAGGUCAGCUACAGUGCGCCCAGUUCGCCGCAGACUCCUACACAGCUAAGUGAGCAGCAGGAGCAAAAGUAUGAUGUCAGCCGUUCACCAUCGCGGCAGCAGGGUAGCAAUGGCAGUAAUGGCUCCUCGCCGGAGGAUCAGCGGCAGGGCGAGCAGACGAAGCCGUACAAAUGCGGAUCGUGCAGUAAAUCCUUUGCCAACUCAUCGUAUCUGUCGCAGCAUACGCGCAUCCAUCUGGGCAUCAAGCCGUAUCGCUGCGAGAUUUGCCAGCGCAAGUUUACCCAGCUGUCGCACCUGCAGCAGCACAUACGCACCCAUACGGGGGAUAAGCCGUAUAAGUGCCGGCACGCCGGUUGCCCCAAGGCCUUCUCACAGCUGUCCAAUCUGCAGUCGCACUCGCGCUGCCAUCAGACGGAUAAACCGUUUAAAUGCAACUCGUGCUACAAGUGCUUUGGCGAUGAGGUAACGCUGAUGGAGCACAUACCCAAGCACAAGGAUUCGAAGCAUCUCAAGACGCACAUUUGCCAGUUGUGCGGCAAGUCCUACACGCAGGAGACAUAUCUGCAGAAGCAUCUGCAAAAGCACGCCGAGAAAGCUGAGAAACAGCAACAGCGCCACACGACGCCUGUGAGUAAUCUGCAACAGCAUGUGCCCGCCGGCGGCAUUGGUCUAAAUCUGCAGCGUCAGGCCAUGAAUGAUGCCAAUGCCGUGUAUUGGGCAAAAAUGGGUGCUGACAGCGCUGCCGCCACGCUAGCUGAGGCCAUACAACAGCAGUUGCCGCAGGCCAAUGGCAGCACGUAUGCCAACUUUGCCACACUUCAGCAACAGCAGCAGCAGCAGCAACAACAACAUGAGCUUCUGCAGCAGCAUCAUCAGCGUCUGGCUAACGGUGGCGGCGAUACGCCAGGUCAUUCUCAUAGUCCGCACGAGGAUGCUGGCGAGGAUCUGGUGCUGCGACAGACAACGCCACAGCAUCACCUCCAACAGCAGCAGCAGCAGCAGCAACACCAGCAGCAACAUGCGACGCAUUCACAUUCACCUGGUCCGGGCUCAUCUGCCUUUACGCCACUCAGCGCCACCGUUGUGCCACCGCCGUCACAUCUGCAACAGCAUCGUGCACCGCCUUCAGCAACCGCCGCCUACCUGUACCAACAGAACGCAGCCGCUGCCGCUGCCGCCUUUCCCACGCAGCUAAUCUCGCUGCAUCAGAUACGCAACUAUGCGCAUCAGCCAGGAGCUGGCCUUAUACCUAGCGAUCAUCUCGCUCUGGGCCUCAGCGCCGUGGCCAAAGAGAAGGCCCUAUAGUAUCGGGCGAAUGGCCAGAAAAGGGCAGCCAAAGGAUCAAUAGCUACGAUGACAACAAUUAGGCUAAGUUAGCCAUAAGUUAGACAUAAUUUGGCUAGAGGCUGAACUGGUCAACUCUUAAGGCUUGGUUUCUCUCCAAUCCAAUUCUUGAUGUGGCACUCUAGACAUUGAAGACUUUAGUACUACAUCGAGAAAUGAGACAGUAGAGAAACCAGGCACUGAGAGCAUGGCCAGAUCCACGCACAGCCUCCGUUUGGAGGAUGUUCUUUUCCAGACAAACUCAGGUUUUUCAAUUAGCUUUUCAUACAAUCUUCUAACUCGUAAGCAAUAUUUACAAAUGAAGACGCACAACUAAAACUUUAAGCAACUUGAAUCCUUUUCAAUUUGAGUUGUUUACAGUUUUAACUAAUAAUCUAGAUUAUAGUCUUAAGGAUUGUACAACUACCUAUAAUAUAGAGUAUGAUAGGUGCGGUACGAAGUACAGCGAUAAUUGUGUACAUAAGAUUACAAUCUUGAAAUUAUUAUUAUAUUAUUAUUAUUAAAUAACUGCUGUAAAAGUCAACGUAUCAACGUAGUUAAUACAAUCAACAAUUUGUAUCUAAACUUAUGGAUCUAUCAUUAUGUUAAGAGACAUAUUUUAUAUUUAUGCAAAAUUGUAAAAAGUAUAUCAAAUAAUAAUAAAAAA
This is a messenger RNA of Drosophila innubila, 3279 nucleotides long. Its product is annotated as zinc finger protein squeeze. Gene Ontology annotation, biological process: regulation of transcription by RNA polymerase II. Lineage: Eukaryota; Metazoa; Arthropoda; Insecta; Diptera; Drosophilidae. Bases 933 to 2594 code for a protein of 553 amino acids. Gene Ontology annotation, molecular function: DNA-binding transcription factor activity; RNA polymerase II cis-regulatory region sequence-specific DNA binding. The record is from RefSeq and is a predicted model, not a curated record. The transcript has 3 exons.